Molecule: messenger RNA, 2300 nt
Organism: Blepharisma stoltei
Lineage: Eukaryota; Ciliophora; Heterotrichea; Heterotrichida; Blepharismidae
Source: the annotation of a GenBank genome assembly
AUGAAAAAGAAAAUCAAUAAUUUAUCUCAAAAAAACGCUGGGGAAUCACUAUUUUAUGAAGCAAAAGAAAGGCAUUGAAAUAUGGAAAAGGCUAAGCUAGAAGUAUUUCUUAAAGACCAAGAAAAAAUACUAUAUGAGCCUACAUUAAAAGUUAAGCAAAACGAAGAAAAAACAGAAAUUAUUUUAAAAGAAAAAACAAAUCUUGAAGAUACAUUAGAAAAAUAUAGGAAAAAAAUCGAAAAUUGCAAAUUAAUGAUACACAAGCUACAAUUUGAGCUUGGGAAUGUAAAAGAUUUGCUAUCUGAAAAAGAAAAAAAUGCCAAAGAAUUCGAUAAUUUAUUGAUGGAGGAACAAUCCAAAGUCAAAAAAUAUUUUGAUGAAAAUUUAUCUUUAAAAGUAGAAUUAGAGGCAGAAAAAAAUAAAAAUUCCGAAUUAAAUGAAAAUUAUUCAAUUCAGACAGAAGGCUUAAACGACCUGAAAAAAAAAUUUGAUGCAAUAAACUCAGAGCUUUCACAAGCCAAUUUAGAAUUAAUUGGGCCUGAUAAAGAUACGUCACAGACUGACUUAGAAAUUAUGGUGCCACUAUCUGAUCCAGUUUUCGACAAGCUGAAAGCUACAGCUGGAUCUUUAUUUAGACCAAAACAUAAUUUAUUAUCAAGGUCAUUCAGCAGAGAAAGCAAUCAAGCCAACUUAUUAAAUUUUAAAUACAUUAGGCCAACUUUUGCACAAAUUCUUGAUGCGCCAGAUUUAGAAAGGGCAAAAUACAGCCCGCCCUUUAAAAAUUGGGUAAAUGUGGUGAUCAGAGGAAUUUAUGACUCAAAAUUUUUUGAGCAUUUAAUAUGUGCCUCAUCACCUUUAAGGGCUCCUUCAAGGUUCCUUGACUUUGUGCUAGCUUGGCUCGGUCAAUUUACAAUUGACGAAAAUUCAAGGGUUGUAAAAGAGCUUGAAUGGUGAAAGCGAGAUGCAACUGACGAGAUCAAAUUUCAGUUUUUAUUAGGAAUUUCUCAAGAAAACUCAAAGAAAUUGUGGGAAAUAAACACUUUUAAAGAAUUUUUAAACGAAGAUCUUAUGCUGGAUGAGUUAGGAUUUUUUUUGCAUUGUAGAUAUUUGUUGUUUAGAGGUCCAGAGCUAAAUUAUCCUCAAGCCAAGACUGCAGUGGCUCACUUUGUUCAAUACAGCCGAGUUUUAGAAAUAAUUGAAAAAGUCAUGACUGAGAUUCCAAAAGAAAAUUUAGAAGACUUAGUAGCAAUUCUUUAUGAUAAAUCCAAAACCAAAGGAGGAAUAAGGAUCUUAGAAUGCUCUCUCGUAUUGAGAAUUAUGCUAGAAUACUAUAAAAACGAGAAGCAGAUGAAAUACAGAUCAGUUGUAGAAUUAUUUGAAAAAUCUCCAGCCCAAGAAGAUUCUUAUGCUAUUUCAUAUUGAUGGCGAAGCCACCAAAGACUUCCUGUACGGAAGGCUCUACCGUUUUCGACUCCAGCCAGAGGGUCUAUGUCACUUCCGGUACCUUCUGUCUCCUCCUUGCCUUUUGCUUCAGUCUUGUGGGCGGAGAAGAUUCUUAUAUAAGUUUCAAUAUUUUCCAAUCAAUAUGUAAAAAUAUUUCUGCCAAUAUUUCAGAUUACACUAUCAUUAAAUUAUAUAGAGAUUGUUGAAGCAUUUCUAAUGGAAAAAUCACAGCAGAUACCUUCUUUUUAGUUGCCAAUGAAAGUAGCCUACUAUAUGAUUUGCUUUCUAUUAAAGGUGACUGAAGCUGCCCUCCUCUCACUUCUAAUCAUGAAAUCGAUACAAAAUCAGGAAAAUACGCUGAAAGAAUGAAUAAAAUUUACCAACUUCAUGUAGCUGAUGAAGAAAACAUUGAGCUUAUAAAGCACACAAUUCACAGUAUGGGUAUAUCAGAGCUUAGCUAUAAAUACCGCAAACUGGAGUCCUUAAUUCUGCAUAAAUAUGAAGUUCCAAUUGAAGAGUACUGAAUAUGAAAUUUAGAAGAUAUUCAUAAUAGACUAUGGAGCUUAGUAAUUCAAAGCCAGCAUGCGUUUUUAGAAUUCCAUGCUCAUGAUAUUCGAUAUUUAGGAUACAAACAUAUAAUAGAAGCUAAAGAAAAUGAAAGACAUAAAGACAUUUCAGAAAUUUGUAAUAAGUUUAUUGAGAUUAUCAGACAUAUGCAAAGCAAAAAACCAUCUGGUCAUAAAAGUAGUGCUGCUAAUAUAAAUAUCAGAAAAACAGCUAUAAGAUUUGUAGGGAUUUUUUCUACAGUCGCAAAGUGUAUUAUCAAAUUAAAACGAUUAAAAAAGAAUAAAAAUUAA